Coregonus sp. 'balchen' is the source of this 6757-nucleotide messenger RNA. The record is from the annotation of a GenBank genome assembly. Lineage: Eukaryota; Metazoa; Chordata; Actinopteri; Salmoniformes; Salmonidae.
AUGAUGAUGAUGAUGGUGUGUGUGUCUCCCAGUACUGUAUCGUUGACAUUGUCUGUCUGGUGCUGUGCCAAUGUUUCAAUUUAUCAUAUUCAUGAUGAUAUAAAAAAAAAAAAAAAAAAAUACUGUUUUAAGUGAGAAUAGGCAUUUGUCUGAAGCCGAAAAAGAAAGGAAAUUCAUGAGCACCACAAUGUCUAUUCCACCCAUGCUCUACCUAGGUUUUCCAGCACACAGCUUUGACCUACUACAGUAGCUGUGUUGGUAUUGUACUUCAAACUACGUAUGUGUAGGCAGGUUGCUUAUGAUUAAAACAUUCUCAAACAGCCUAAUUUGUCUCCUGAGUGGCGCAGUGGUCUAAGGCACUGCAUCGCAGUGCUAGCUGUGCCACUAGAGAUCCUGGUUCGAAUCCAGGCUCUGUCGUAGCCGGCCGUGACCGGGAGACCCAUGGGGCGGCGUGCAAUUGGCCCAGCGUCGUCCAGGGUAGGGGAGGGAAUGGCCGGUAGGGAUGUAGCUCAGUUGAUAGAGCAUGGUGUUUGCAACGCCAGGGUUGUGGGUUCGAUUCCCACAGGGGGUAUGAAAAAAAUAAAAUAAUAAUGUAAGUCGCUCUGGAUAAGAGCGUCUGCUAAAUGACGUAAAUGUAAAUGUAAUGUAAUUCAUACUCUUAGAGGAAGUGCUUCCACAAUAAUGUGAUUUGUACCGCAUACAAGGUAAAUGCCAAGAGUGUGCAAAGCUGUCAUCAAGGCAAAGGGUGGCUAUUUGAAGAAUCUCAAAUAUACAAUAUAUUUUGAUUUCUUUAACACUUUUUUGGUUACUACAUGAUUCAAUAUGUGUUAUUUCAUAGUUUUGAUGUCUUCACUAUUAUUCUAAAAUGUAGAAAAUAGUAAAAAUAAAGAAAAACCCUGGAAUGAGUAGGUGUGUCCAAGCUUUUGACUGGCACUAUACAGUGGGGGAAAAAAGUAUUUAGUCAGCCACCAAUUGUGCAAGUUCUCCCACUUAAAAAGAUGAGAGAAGCCUGUAAUUUUCAUCAUAGGUACACGUCAACUAUGACAGACAAAAUGAGAUUUUUUUUCUCCAGAAAAUCACAUUGUAGGAUUUUUAAUGAAUUUAUUUGCAAAUUAUGGUGGAAAAUAAGUAUUUGGUCAAUAACAAAAGUUUCUCAAUACUUUGUUAUAUACCCUUUGUUGGCAAUGACACAGGUCAAACGUUUUCUGUAAGUCUUCACAAGGUUUUCACACACUGUUGCUGGUAUUUUGGCCCAUUCCUCCAUGCAGAUCUCCUCUAGAGCAGUGAUGUUUUGGGGCUGUCGCUGGGCAACACGGACUUUCAACUCCCUCCAAAGAUUUUCUAUGGUGUUGAGAUCUGGAGACUGGCUAGGUCACUCCAGGACCUUCAAAUGCUUCUUACGAAGCCACUCCUUCGUUGCCCGGGCGGUGUGUUUGGGAUCAUUGUCAUGCUGAAAGACCCAGCCACGUUUCAUCUUCAAUGCCCUUGCUGAUGGAAGGAGGUUUUCACUCAAAAUCUCACGAUACAUGGCCCCAUUCAUUCUUUCCUUUACACGGAUCAGUCGUCCUGGUCUCUUUGCAGAAAAACAGCCCCAAAGCAUGAUGUUUCCACCCCAUGCUUCACAGUAGGUAUGGUGUUCUUUGGAUGCAACUCAGCAUUCUUUGUCCUCCAAACACGACGAGUUGAGUUUUUACCAAAAAGUUCUAUUUUGGUUUCAUCUGACCAUAUGACAUUCUCCCAAUCCUCUUCUGGAUCAUCCAAAUGCACUCUAGCAAACUUCAGACGGGCCUGGACAUGUACUGGCUUAAGCAGGGGGACACGUCUGGCACUGCAGGAUUUGAGUCCAUGGCGGCGUAGUGUGUUACUGAUGGUAGGCUUUGUUACUUUGGUCCCAGCUCUCUGCAGGUCAUUCACUAGGUCCCCCCGUGUGGUUCUGGGAUUUUUGCUCACCGUUCUUGUGAUCAUUUUGACCCAACGGGCUGAGAUCUUGCGUGGAGCCCCAGAUCGAGGGAGAUUAGCAGUGGUCUUGUAUGUCUUCCAUUUCCUAAUAAUUGCUCCCACAGUUGAUUUCUUCAAACCAAGCUGCUUACCUAUUGCAGAUUCAGUCUUCCCAGCCUGGUGCAGGUCUACAAUUUUGUUUCUGGUGUCCUUUGACAGCUCUUUGGUCUUGGCCAUAGUGGAGUUUGGAGUGUGACUGUUUGAGGUUGUGGACAGGUGUCUUUUAUACUGAUAACAAGUUCAAACAGGUGCCAUUAAUACAGGUAACGAGUGGAGGACAGAGGAGCCUCUUAAAGAAGAAGUUACAGGUCUGUGAGAGCCAGAAAUCUUGCUUGUUUGUAGGUGACCAAAUACUUAUUUUCCACCAUAAUUUGCAAAUAAAUUCAUAAAAAAUCCUACAAUGUGAUUUUCUGGAUUUUUUUUCCUCAAUUUCUCAAAAUACUUUUUUCCCCCACUGUGUAUAUAUAUAUAUCUCAGUAUACAUCAUUUUAAUAGCAGGACACUGUAAAAUUCAUUAUCCCUCUGAAGAGUAUGAAUUAGGCUGUUAGAGAAGGUUUGAAACCUAAGCAACCUGCCUACACAUAGUUUGAAGUACAAUACCAACAUAGCUACUGUAGUAGGUCAAAGCUGUGCGCUGGAAAACCUUGGUAGAGCAUGGGUGGAAUAGACAUUGUGGUGCUCAUGUGAAUUUCCUUUUUUGGCUUAAGACCAAUUCCUAUUCUCACUUAAAACGUUGUUUUAUGUUUUAAAUUUCCAUUGUUUUUACACCAGAAGGUGAUUAUGCAACAUGCCAGGAGUGUGCAAAGCUGUCAUCAAGGCAAAGGGUGGCUACUUUGAAGAAUUUCAAAUAUACAAUAUAUUUUGAUUUCUUUAACACUUUUUUGGUUACUACAUGACUCCAUAUGUGUUAUUUCAUAGUUUUGAUGUCUUCACUAUUAUUCUACAAUGUAGAAAAUAGUAAAGAUAAAGAAAAACCCUGGAAUGAGUAGGUGUAUCCGAACUUUUGACUGGUACUGUAAUUGUGCCAUUCCUUUGGGUCGCAGAGAUACAUCUUCCAAAAAUGUAUUGAUUCGUUACAGGGCCUAGAAUUAACACCUGCCAAAUGCGAGUAGAUUUUGGCAUAGCUGGGUAAGAUGUCUAUUUCACCAGCCACGUUGGCGGGAGGUCAGGGCUCCACAGUGCAAGCAGUGGUCAGGGCUUCACUCGUAGUCAAUAAAUCAAGUAUGAGCACAUUUAUAGCUAAAUUAAUGCAACAGUAGCUAUUUUCAAAGUGUUUCUGUAGUUUUGUUUCGUAGCUGGUACCGAAUCACACAAAUAAAUACUAAUCCUAUGAUAUAUAUCCCACCUUUGCCUGGCUGGGUAGCUGUGCACACUGAUUGAUGGGCUGAAGAUUCAUUUUUAGAAGCGCUGUGCACAGGCAUAAAAGUUGGUCUAAUUUACUUGAAAGUACUAAAGUGAGACUUUGUCCUUGUGUUUCUUGGCUAUUUACAUUGUUUUGUUCACAAGAAAGGUUGUUUUUCAAUAUUUGAGUUUGCUUCAACUGCUAGCGAAGACACAUCGCCUACUAGUCAGAUUCUUUAUCUAAUAGCACACUGUCACUGAGGACUCGAGCGGCUUGAGUGCCCUGCCGUCGUUAUAAUGGUAACCUCCCGCGAUACUCGGGUCACAAAAAAAUGAAAUACAUUGUAGCAAUAUACCACAUCACUUUUUACUAGUAAUGCAUUUAUUGUGUAAGAAACAUUACAAAGCAUGCUCAUCUGUUUUUUUUUUAAUUAUGGCAAAAAAUAUAUUUUGGCUGAUAUCAAAUCUGAGUGGCUGGUAUAUUUUUAGUGUACCUGCCACAGUGGCAAAAAGUUAGUUUUAGGCCCUGAUUUAGUUAUGAAAGUUGCUAUUGUAAUACAAUUUAACAGCCAUGGUGGUUGUGGGUUGGGGUGAAGGAGUUAAGCAGAUAACCUUUGCUUGUACUGGUGACCAUGGUUUGAUGCUCUGCCGUAACCAUACAGUCCAUGUUUCAUUUACAGAAAAGCGAUUGUAUUUUUUUCACACUCACUGUGUCUCUAUCCCCUCCCAGUCACUGAUGUGGAGCUCCAGCGUCUGAAGGAUGCCUUCCGCAGGACCAGUGGCCUAUCCUGUUACAUGAGCCAGCAGUGCUUCCUCAGGGAGGUGCUGGGAGACGUCGUACCACUCAGGGUUGCUGAGGUGAGCCUUUCAACAGACGGCCCCGGUGGUCUUCUGAUGUUAGUUCACAGUAGCAGCAAACAGGCUUGACUCUUCCUAACAGAUUUAGGAAUGUGGUCCUGCAAGUCAGAUAUCUGGAUGGGAUUCUCCCCAUUUUUUCUCAUAAUUUCACUGUUAUGCUCGACAGUGAAAUUAUGUCAAGCAUAACUUUUGCCCUCAGAACACCUUCUACAAGGUGUCAAGCGUUCCACAGGGAUGCUUGCCCAUGUUGACUCCAAUGCUUCCCACAGUUGUGUCAAGUUGCCUGGAUGUCCUUUGGGUGGUGGACCAUUCUUGAUACACACGGGAAACUGUUGCGCUUGAAAAACCCAGCAUCAUUGCAGUUCUUGACACAAACCGGUGCGCCUGGCACCUACUACCAUACCCCAUUCAAAGGCACUUGAAUCUUUGGUCUUGCCCAUUCAGGCUCUGAAUGGCACACAUACACAAUCCAUGUCUCAAUUGUCUCAAGGCUUAAAAAUCCUUCUUUAACCUGUCUCCUCCCCUUCAUCUACACUGAUUGAAGUGGAUUUAGUAAGUGACAUCAAUAAGGGAUCAUAGCUUUCACCUGUUAUGGAGAGCAGAUGUUCUGUACACUCAGUGUAUGUCUAAUCAUUAGUCAAAUUUUGGUUACCCAAGCGACUAACAUGGUCACCUUGUUUUAAAGGAGAAGUUUGCUUUUUUACAACCAAAUCUAGAUUUUUGAUGUAAAUGUUUUUGAGAAACUUAUCCCAACCAGUAAUUAACUUCCAAAUCGUCGUUGUGCAGUAUGGGGCUCUGAAAAAACAUCAACAAAUGCUCCAAAGACACCCAAAUACAUCCUUUUAGAAACUGAAAACGCUCUCAGUGUAGUGAUGCAGGUCUUUAGAUGUUGUACACAUGGAAUUGGUCAUUCCGAACUUUAUCCGUAACGUUAUAUUCAAUUUUGUGCGCAUCGAGUUCUUUUCCCGAUCUAGCUGUUCCAGUAUCCGUGUAGCCUACUGCUAAGAGAGACAUCGCUCCAGUCGCAACAACAUUGAAUAUAACAUUGCGGAUAAAGUUCUGAAUAACACUUUCAUGUGUACAACAUCUAAAGACCUGCAUCACUAUACCGAGAGCUUUUCCGUUUCAAAAGGACAUAUUUGGGUGUUUUUGGAGCAUUCAUGUUUUUUUCUGAGCCCCUGUACUGCACACCAAGGAUGAGGAAGUGAAUCGCUGGUUGGAGUAAGUUUCUCAAAAACAAGUGAAGUCGCAAAGAAAGUGUCUGGACCGUUCUAUAACAUGCCAUUUACAUCAAAAAUAGCGAUUUGGUUGUAAAAAAGCUACAUUCUCCUUUUAAAGCUCUAAUUAAUCUACUACCACCUUUACCAUUUGCAUGGAGAAAAUGAUUUCUACAGCGCUCACUCUCCAAAAAACAACAACCUGUCAAAGAUAGUAGGUCAGGACUGGGUAUGAAUGAGUUGACAUGUUUACCUGAAUUGAACCCAGCUCCCUUCCCCUGUCUCUAGGUGAUAUACAGCUCAUUCGGCGGGACCCCUAAAGGCCUGCACUUCAACAACCUCAUUGUUGGCCUGGUCCUCUUGACUAGAGGACGUGAUGAGGAAAAAGCUAAAUGUGAGUAUUGUAAGACAGACUUAUGGAACCACUACAGAUGUUUGUGUUGACCAUGUAAUUUCAAGAAUAAUCAUAGUGACUAAUAUAAUUUAAUAGGAUCUCUGUUAGAAUAAUAUUUAAAGAAAGUCUUUGUACACAAUUUAUGAAGUUUAAACAAAUGGACUGUCUUCACACUUAGUUUUUAUAGUGGUGUGUAAUUUUUAUUCUUGAAAAUAUCUUCUAAUGUGAUUCAUCCCCUUGUGCGUAUCACACGUGACAGAGUUGAAUAACAGACUAAGCUUCUUUUGUGGCACUCCUUCAGACAUUUUCAGUCUGUUUGCCAGUGAUUCGAGCAAUCAUGCUACGCGAGAGGACAUGGAAAGCAUGCUGCAGACUGUGGAUGGAGAGAUCCCACUUUCUCUCAGGAAGUGUUUCUCAGAGGUCAGCUCGUAUGCCUUAGUUGAUUGAAUAUGUUUUUUACUGUUUUAAACACACCUUUUGACAGCCAUGUUUUCACGUAUGACCACCAGGGUGGGUGAACAUCUGCUAUUACCCAUCAGUGGCCCGGUACUUGUUAGGCUACCUUUUUUUCUAUUUUUAAUCUGCAACAUCUGUUCACUACAAACAUAUCACAAUGUAUCCUCAUGCCUUAUCUAAUUGUAAGCUGCUGACAGGACUUUUAACCAAGUGCACAGGGCUGCUAAUGCUACUUGACACAGGAAGAUAAUUGCACCUUUGUUCAAGGCUUAGUGGAGAUGGAUGUCCGGUCAGUAUGUUGAUCUCUUGUUCUUUUCUUUACCAGGGUGAGAAGGUAAAUUAUGAGAAAUUUAAGAGCUGGCUCCUGCAGAACAAGGAUGCCUUCACCUUCUCCCGCUGGCUCCUGUCCAGUGGGGUGUGUGUCACCCUGACAGACGAUAGUGACACACCCACCUUCUACCAGACCUUGGCUGGAGUAACACACUGUGAGUGA